Messenger RNA from Trichechus manatus latirostris (Florida manatee), 2101 nucleotides. It is a transcript of the gene ZNF713, whose product is annotated as zinc finger protein 713. The transcript has 6 exons. The record is from RefSeq and is a predicted model, not a curated record. Gene Ontology annotation, biological process: regulation of DNA-templated transcription. The coding region runs from base 676 to 2037 and encodes 453 amino acids. NCBI's taxonomy places the organism in Eukaryota, Metazoa, Chordata, Mammalia, Sirenia, Trichechidae.
GAGCCGGCUUGGCGCCGGUGGUUGGUCCAGCCCCAGGGGCCGUCAUUGGCUCGGGCCUCAGGUCCCUGGUCACCCAUCUCAAGCUACGGUCCGGACAGGCGGCGACGGCUGCAUCAGGGGGCGGAGCCGCCCGAGCGCCCUUUGUCUGAGGAGGCUGACUGUGUAAGUCCCAGGUGACUGAGACAGCCGGAUUCCUUCUGCAGACGCUGGUGCAUCUCUUUAUAGGUGCUCAACCUGACAUCGUAUCUUAUGAAAUCUUUGCUGGAGACAGAUUUUAAUACCAUAGUGAAAGCUGUACAUGGAGGAUUGAUGCCUGUUGGGAAAAAAAUAAAUAGCUACCUUCAGGAGCCCCCAAAUCACAACUUUGUAUGAACAAGGCAAUAACCUAAGCAUGGCUGCCCCUGGAAACAGAAAUCAUUCUUGUGGAUCUCCAUUGGAUCCUGAGGCUCUCGUCAGACAUGAGGGCACCUUUACCACCUGGGAAUGACAAUUUCCUGAAAGGCACCAGACAAUCAGCAUUCAGUAACUGACCAGGAUCCUGAAGCUGUGAGUACAGGGGCAUCUCCUGAUGUUUGUGCUAGAAGAACAAAGCUUGGGUGACUGUACAACUUAAGAACUAUGAAGAAGUGUUGUAAUCCUGGUGGAUAACUGGAUCCAGAUAUUCAAAAAGGAAGUAUGCCUCCUCAGAAUGCUGUACUUUCCCAGGGGGAGAAUGUGAAGGAGAAAGAAAUGGAUGAUGGGACACAGAUAGUCAGGUCCCAGGAAUCGGUGACAUUCCAAGAUGUGGCUGUGGACUUCACCAGAGAGGAGUGGGACCAGCUGUACCCCGCUCAGAAGAGCCUGUACAGAGAUGUGAUGCUGGAGAACUACAGGAAUCUGGUUGCACUGGGGCAUCAACUUUAUAAGCCAGAGGUGAUCACUCAGUUGGAGCAAGAGGAACAGUGGAUAAUGGAAAGCAAGAGCCUACCAGAUACCCAUCCAGAUGGGGAGAAUAGACCUGAAAUCAAAAAGUCAGCUCAAAACCAGAAUAUUUCUGAUGAAAAGCAAAUACAUGACAUGAUAAUGGAGAGAUUGACAGGAGACAGUUUCUGGUUCUCCAUCUUUGGAGGACUCUGGGAUUUUGAUUACCAGCUAGAGUUGAACCAAGAAAACCAGCAGAGACAUUUGGGACAAGUAUCUUCUACCCACAAAAAGAUCACUCAGGAGAGAAUCCUUGAAUGUAAUAAAUUUGAGGAAAACCAUAACCUAAAUUCAAACCUUACUAUGCAUCAGAGAAUUCCUUCAAUGAAAAUACCUCUUACCUCAGAAAUACAAGGAAAUGGCAUCAAACAUAAUUCAGACUUGAUUUACUAUCAGGGAAACUGUGUUAGAGAGAAUCCCUGUGAAUAUAAUGAAUGUGGAAAAAUCUUCAAUCAACAUCUUCUCACUAAUCAUAUUCUUACUGCAGAGAAGACCAGUGAAUGUGGGAAAACCUUCAGCCACAGCUCGUCUCUAACUCAACCUCAGAUAAUCCUUACAGGAGAGAAGCCCUAUAAGUGUGAUGAAUGUGGGAAGAGAUUCAGCCAGAGGAUACAUCUUAUUCAACAUCAGAGAAUUCACACAGGUGAAAAACCCUUUAUAUGCAAUGAAUGUGGGAAAGCCUUCCGGCAGCAUUCGUCCUUUACUCAGCACCUGAGAAUUCACACUGGAGAGAAGCCCUAUAAAUGCAAUCAGUGUGGUAAAGCCUUCAGUCGCAUCACAUCCCUUACUGAGCAUCAUAGACUUCACACUGGAGAGAAACCUUAUGAAUGUAAUUUUUGUGCGAAAGCCUUCAGCCAGCGGACACACCUUAAUCAACAUGAGCGAACUCAUACAGGAGAGAAGCCCUAUAAAUGUAAUGAGUGUGAGAAAGCCUUCAGCCAGAGUGCACACCUUAAUCAACAUAGGAAGAUCCAUACUCGGGAGAAAUUAUGUGACUACAAUAAAUGUGAGAAAGCCUUAAGCCACAAUCCUUCACUUAUUCAGCAGCACAUAACUCAUGGGAGGGAAGUCAUAUGAAUAUAUUAAAUGUAGGAAAUUUUUCAGUCAGACCUUUUCAUCCAAUUCUUAUUAAAUUAUUCAU